GCAAACACUUGUUUUUGAGAAUAGUCGUGUAUCCUUGGUAAGAAAAUGAGAACGGCUAAGAAGACGUCUAAAAAGGGAGUUCCCUUUAAUUUGCUCGUUGUUGGAGACGCUGGUUUGGGUAGAACAGCUUUUGUGAACACUUUAUGUGAAAAACCAUUGAUUAGAAACGACAAUGCCAACUUUGAUCCUUCGUCUGCGGCCUCAAUGUCUCCAGUGGAGGUCAUUCCAUAUCAGACUGAUAUUACAUUGGAGGAUGGAUUUAGAAUUAGCUUGACGAUUCUGGAUACUCCUCAUUUUAAUGAAGCUAUUGAUAAUGAAAAUAAUUUUGAUAUUAUUCUUCAAUACGUUGAAAGUCAAUACGACAAUGUCUUGGAAGAAGAAACACGAAUCAAGCGAAAUGCCAAGUUCUGUGAUGAUCGCGUUCACGCACUCAUUUAUUUUAUCUCCCCUACAGGCCAUGGCCUUAGAGAAUUAGAUAUCGAAUUGAUGAAACGACUUGCACCCCGGGUAAACGUGAUUCCCGUGGUUGCAAAGGCGGAUUCUUUGACCGCUGAAGAACUUAAAGCUACAAAGCAGAUGAUCCUUGAUGAUAUUGCAUACUAUCAUAUUCCUGUGUAUAAUUUCCCUUAUGAUGAAGAAGAAGAUGAUGAAGCGUUAGUUUCCUUGAGCAAGAGUUUGCGCUCCAAAAUGCCAUUUGCAAUUGUAAGUUCGGACCGUUUAAUCGACAUUAAUGGAAGCACAAUCCGCGGACGUGCCUACCCUUGGGGCGUUGUAGAUGUCGAUAAUCCUUCUCAUUCAGACUUCUUAGCUUUGCGUUCUGCUAUUUUUUCUUCCCAUUUGGAGGACUUGCAAUCAAUCACCAACAAUCAGCUCUACGAGACAUACCGUACGGAAAAAUUGUCUGCCUCGCAUUUGGCAAUGGAUAGUACCUCCUCUUUUAGUGAUGUUAAUUCAGGUAAUCAACAAGACCAAGUUUUGCGAGAAGAUAGAUUACGGGCAAUUGAACUGUCUGUGCAACGUGAAAUUGAAGAGAAACGUCGCCAGUUGUUAGCACGCGAAGACGCAUUGAGAGCUUUGGAAGAGAAGAUUGCCGCUUCUACUACGGCAAUGGCAAAUACGAGCGUUUCCACCCUUCCUUCCACCGCUAAUUCCGCUUCUCAGUCCCAAACAUAACUGUUAAUUAUCAUCAAUUCUGGAUAUCCUUUAAUGUAAUUCAUUUCUUACAAUCACUACUUUCCUUGAAAUCUCAGUACCAGAUAUAUAAAUAUAUAUAUAUUGCUUAGUUAUUUGAAUGGAAUCUAACAUGAACACGAAUUCAAUACACUUUUUUGACAAACCAAUG
This is a messenger RNA of Schizosaccharomyces cryophilus OY26, 1342 nucleotides long. Its product is annotated as septin Spn3. Gene Ontology annotation, molecular function: GTP binding; molecular adaptor activity; GTPase activity. Gene Ontology annotation, biological process: cytoskeleton-dependent cytokinesis. The transcript is spliced from 3 exons. The record is from RefSeq and is a predicted model, not a curated record. Gene Ontology annotation, cellular component: septin ring; septin complex; microtubule cytoskeleton. NCBI's taxonomy places the organism in Eukaryota, Fungi, Ascomycota, Schizosaccharomycetes, Schizosaccharomycetales, Schizosaccharomycetaceae. The coding region runs from base 46 to 1173 and encodes 375 amino acids.